This is a messenger RNA of Helianthus annuus (common sunflower), 639 nucleotides long. RefSeq names its product zinc-finger homeodomain protein 10. The coding region runs from base 1 to 639 and encodes 212 amino acids. The record is from RefSeq and is a predicted model, not a curated record. Gene Ontology annotation, cellular component: nucleus. The transcript has a single exon. Gene Ontology annotation, molecular function: transcription cis-regulatory region binding; DNA-binding transcription factor activity. Gene Ontology annotation, biological process: regulation of DNA-templated transcription; regulation of developmental process. NCBI's taxonomy places the organism in Eukaryota, Viridiplantae, Streptophyta, Magnoliopsida, Asterales, Asteraceae.
AUGGACUUCCUACCACCAUCACCAACCACUGCCACCACCAACGUUGGUGGUUCUGCAGUUGAGCCACCUAUUGGUGUCUACCAACCAUCGCCACUAAUGGGAUUCGCGUACGGCAAAUGUAACAAGAAUUAUGCCGCUAGCAAAGGUAAGCAUGUUCUUGACGGAUGUGGAGAAUUUAUGCCCUCAUUCACAUCCGCUUCACGUUAUAUAUACUGCAAUGCUUGUGGUUGUCAUCGCAGCUUCCAUCAUCAAACUAAACACCACUACCCACCAUACAAUCAUGUCAUCCAGUACCCAUUCCUACCGCAUUACCUCCAUCGCCCACAGACCUCCGACAUGCCAAGGAGCAACAACACUCCAAGUUCACCACCACUAUCUCCAUCACCAAUUUCAUCCUACUACCCACCUACAAGCUUACACCCACAACCCAUAAUAAAUAAUCGGAGGACUAAAAGAGUCCGAUCAAAGUUUUCGGACAAUCAAAAGAAAGAAAUGCUAUCAUUUGCUGAAAAAAUAGGAUGGAAGUUGCUAAAGAAAGAUGAAGAGAUGGUUUUAGAAUUUUGCAUGGCCAUCGGGGUCACUAAACAGGUUUUUAGGGUAUGGAUGAACAACCACAGGAACCUGCGUCGUGUUAAUUAA